UCCAAAUCCAUUGCCCUUCAAGCCCAUGACAAAUCAUCCCGAUUUGCCUCUACGUGCCGAUAUCCUCAUCAUUUCCUCCAACUAGGUUUAUUACAUUAUCGCGCAAUCAAUCUCCAGGGCUCCCUCUGAUAGAUAAAUACCUCGCCAGCCCUCUUCUUCUCCGCCCCGCUCUCACAAGCCAAGUAAACCCCAUCCAUGAACUUCUUCCGUUCAUUCUUCCACCGCGCACCCAGUCCCGGCACCAUGGCAGAGAUCUCCCAGAAGGUUCAGCAAAUCAUUGACGACAACGCUGUUGUCGUCUUUUCAAAGUCUUACUGCCCUUACUGCAGACAGACCAAGAAGACCCUGGACGACCUCAACACCGUCUAUGAGCUUCUCGAGCUUGACCAGAUCCCCGAUGGCUCUGACAUCCAGGAUGCCCUCGAGCAAAUCUCUGGACAGCGCACCGUCCCCAAUGUCUACAUCAAGCAGAAGCACAUUGGCGGCAACUCGGACGUCCAGAGCUUGAAGUCUGGCGGAAAGCUCCAGAACCUGCUCAAGGAGGCGGGUGCAGUGAAGGCGUAAGGACCAGCUGCUCCGGUUUGCCUGGACAUGGAGAGCUGAUGACCUUCAGUUCCAAGCUAUAGAUGCUUGUAGAUUAUAGAGACACGAUGGCUAGAUAGCACGGCCACUUGGUGUUGCGUGCACCUGCAAAAGCAGAUGAGUUGAAUUC
This is a messenger RNA of Fusarium vanettenii 77-13-4, 712 nucleotides long. RefSeq lists its product as uncharacterized. The transcript has 3 exons. Gene Ontology annotation, biological process: cellular response to oxidative stress. Lineage: Eukaryota; Fungi; Ascomycota; Sordariomycetes; Hypocreales; Nectriaceae. Gene Ontology annotation, molecular function: glutathione disulfide oxidoreductase activity. Gene Ontology annotation, cellular component: nucleus; cytoplasm. The coding region runs from base 244 to 564 and encodes 106 amino acids. The record is from RefSeq and is a predicted model, not a curated record.